AUGUACAAAGAUCAGAAUCCGUCCAUCAUCUGCGUCGGCCACAGCCUCGGCGGCUCCCUCGCCAUAGUCAGUGCUUUUGAUAUAGCGAACAGCAGACUGUCCAAGAUCAACGGCAAUGAUCAUAUUCAGGUAUGCGUUGUGGCAUUUGAUUGCCCUAGAGUUGGGAAUCCGGCGUUCAAUGACGCCUUGGAAAAACUGGUGAAGAUAAAUGUUUUAAGAACCAACAAUAUUAAGGACAUUGUCGCCUAUUGGCCGCCGUGUGAUGGCUACAUCGACACCGGUAAAAUUUUGCACAUUAAUUCUGAGGAAUCAGCGUUCUUGAAGAGUAAGCAAGACUACGGAGGAGAUUUGCUUGCAAAAAUAGCUCAGUGGCACUCGCUUCAAGUGAUUCUACACACCGUGAUCGGAUGGAGCACAGAAUUCGACAACGACUCCGAGCUUGUGAAGGCGAGACUGCCGCUGGUGAACAGGUCAGCGGGGCAUUUGAAGGCUGAGCAGAGAGUGCUUGAGGGGUGGUGGGUAGAGAAAAACAAAGGGAUGGUUUACGAUAAGGAAAAGGGCAUAUGGUAUGAGAGACCAGUGCCGUGGAACGAAUAG
This is a messenger RNA of Zingiber officinale, 597 nucleotides long. RefSeq names its product phospholipase A1-II 5-like. The coding region runs from base 1 to 597 and encodes 198 amino acids. Gene Ontology annotation, biological process: lipid metabolic process. The transcript has a single exon. Gene Ontology annotation, molecular function: glycerophospholipid phospholipase A1 activity. The record is from RefSeq and is a predicted model, not a curated record. NCBI's taxonomy places the organism in Eukaryota, Viridiplantae, Streptophyta, Magnoliopsida, Zingiberales, Zingiberaceae.